AUGGCGUUUCCAUCCAAAGAUGAGGUCCAAGCGGCCAUCGACAACUACAUCGCCGAUUUGGCACAGCCUCUGCGUGCACUCAAUAAGCAGAUCUUUGAAAAUCCUGAAUUGGCAUACAAGGAAUCCUAUGCCCAUGACAACAUCUGCAACUUUCUCGAGUCACUGAGUAUUCCUACUACUCGGCACGCCUACGGCCUUCGCACCGCGUUUGAGGCCACAGCCAUAGCUGGCAAACUUGAUGGUCGUUGCGUGAACUUUAAUGCAGAAUACGACGCUCUUCCCGAUCUUGGACAUGCCUGCGGGCAUAACCUCAUUGCAACUGCUAGUAUCACGGGUUUCGUGGCUCUGGCAUAUGCCAUUGGUAGAUUUGGUAUUCCCGGUCAAGCCCAGCUCCUCGGCACACCGGCCGAAGAAGAUGGCGGUGGUAAAAUUGAUUUGAUCCGUGACGGGGCAUACAAAAAUGUGGAUGCUUCUUUGAUGGUGCACCCCAUGGCCGAGGAAGAAUUUGUCAAAUCCCAAGUCAUCGGCAUCGCAGGCCGAUCUUCUAUUUCCUGCUACGAUAUUACAGCCGUCUACCAAGGCGUCAGCGCCCAUGCAGCUGCUAAUCCUUGGGAAGGAAGGAAUGCCCUCGAUGCGCUGGUCAUGGCAUAUAAUGGAAUCUCAAUGCUACGCCAACAGAUCGGUCCAAAUGAGCGAAUUCAUGGAGCAAUCUUGCAGGCUCCAACGGCCACCAACUCCAUCCCAGAGCUGACAUGCACCAAGUACACCAUCCGCAGCCGAACGAUGCACGGCGCACGAGAACUGGGGGCCCGUGUGAGAAAGUGUCUGGAAGCUGGAGCUACCGCUACUGGAUGUACUGUGAAGAUAGAGGAAAACCAGGUCUUUGCCGAUUUGGUCGUGAACCCGCCCCUGUGCGAAAGCUUUCAGGAAUGUAUGAGCGAUUUGGGGGAGACUAUUCUGGCCCACGAUGAGCUUCUCAUGAGCGGAUCCACCGACCAGGGUAAUGUGUCUCAGAUAGUCCCUGCUCUGCACGGCCUCAUUGGAAUACCGGUGCGCGAUGGAGCUAAGAAUCAUACGCGGCAGUUCACUGCGGCAGCUGGAACGGACGAGGCCCAUCAGAGAAUGAUCACGGCUGGGAAAGCAAUGGCAAUGACCGGAUGGCGUCUGCUAGUGGACGAUGCGUUUUACCGCAAGACUCGCCAUGCAUUUGCCGAAAUGAUGGACAGUAUAUAG
Messenger RNA from Penicillium daleae, 1233 nucleotides. Its product is annotated as M20 family metallopeptidase. Gene Ontology annotation, molecular function: dipeptidase activity. The coding region runs from base 1 to 1233 and encodes 410 amino acids. The transcript is spliced from 3 exons. The record is from RefSeq and is a predicted model, not a curated record. NCBI's taxonomy places the organism in Eukaryota, Fungi, Ascomycota, Eurotiomycetes, Eurotiales, Aspergillaceae.